AUGGCCCCCAUUACCAUUAACAGAGUCGUAAUUGUUUCACUCUUUCUACCAUACACGGUAUCAUUCCAAAUAGACAAAGAGAAAGAUGUAAAAUACGAAUCAAAUGUAAAUCUGACCUCACCCAAACCAAAUCUUAUCGAAACUUUGGCGGCUCAGAGAACAAAUAAUCUGAAAAAUCCACAAAAGCCGGAAGAAGAUGCGAAUAAGCUAUUUCCUGGUAAAGAGGACGAUACUACUCACCCUGCCACCUUGACGCACCCUCGCAGUCGCGCUUCCAACACUGUUAAUUUGAAAAGAAUGUCCAUUGACUGUACAAAGUUAUUUGCCGAAGCGCCGUGGACAGUCGAGCCUUGUCCGAAUGGAAACAUCGGAUUGCAAAACGCGAUUAAAUCGAUUUCAGAUAAAUUACCAUAUUUGAUGUGGGUGGGAACCCUUGGGUUGUUCACGGACACAUUGACAGAUGACAAAAAAGAAGAUAUUGGGACGAAGCUCACGAAGGAGUACAACGCGAUUCCGGUUUUCGUUCCAGAUGUCGAAUUUGACGGACAUUAUGACAAAUUUUGCAAGCAAGUUCUCUGGCCUACUUUCCACUAUGUCCUUCCUGACGACCCUAAAUCCAGAGUGUACGAAGACGAUUCUUGGAAACACUAUGUUACACUCAAUCAACGAUUUGCUGAUGCUAUUGCAGAGCAUUAUCAACCAGGAGAUAUUAUUUGGAUCAAUGAUUACCAUUUGCUAUUGGUACCCGAGAUGCUAAGGAAGAAGCGUCCUAAUGCUAUGAUCGGAUUUUUCUUGCACGUUCCAUUUCCAAGUUCUGAAAUCUUUAGGUGUUUAUUCGUACGUAAGCAGCUAUUGGAAGGAGUUCUUGGAGCCGAUUUGAUCGGAUUUCAGACAUAUUCUUUUGCACGACAUUUCUUCCAGACUUGUUCGCGCAUCUUGGCUUUGGAGGCAACGCCGAAAGGCAUCCAGUUAGAAAACAAUUUUGUAUCCGUUGGAAUAUUUCCAAUUGGGAUUGACGUUCAGGCAUUGAACGAAAAAAGGAAAGAAUCCGAAGUCUUAAAGUGGACGCGUCUGCUUAAAGAGAAAUAUAAUGGAAAGAAACUAGUAGUGGCACGUGAUAAACUCGAUUACGUCAAGGGAGUAAGACAUAAGAUGCUUGCUUUUGAGAGAUUCCUUACAAACUAUCCAGAGUGGCAAGGCAAAGUUGUCUUAAUCCAGGUCGCUCUCUCAACGACUGAUCAAAAUGAAACUCAAAGCCAAGUCUCAGAUGUUGUCUCUGGCAUAAAUUCGAAAUUUAGUAAUCUCGCGUACCAGCCUGUUAAUUACCUUCACAAAGAUAUUACGUUCAGUCAGUACUUGGCCUUGCUGACUGCUGCUGAUGCAUGUCUUAUUACCUCACUUCGUGACGGGAUGAAUUUGACAUCGCACGAAUAUGUCGUUUGCCAGGAGGAAACUCGCCGACCGUUGAUUCUUAGCGAGUUUGCAGGGACUUACGGAAGUUUUGGUGCUGCUAUCCGUAUAAAUCCAUGGGAUUAUAGGGAAACAGCCGAUGCAAUCCAUGAAGCAUUGAAUAUGUCGGACGAAGAUGCAACCGUUCGAUGGAAGGAGUUAUUUAAAAACGUCACUACCCAUUCUGCCCAGUUCUGGGCUCAGAGUUUUAUCACCGAGUUGGAGAAAGUGCAUAGUGACAUGCAGCGACGUUUCUCUAUACAUAUUCCGCAUUUGAAUCCCAAAUCUUUCGAAGACGCUUUCCACAAGGCCGAGAAGAGAUUAAUCCUUCUUGACUAUGAUGGAACUCUUGUUCCUUACGAGAAAGCCAACACAUCAGGCAGGCCGCCUCAGGAGUAUGUCAAUAUAAUGAAAAAACUUUGCAGCAACCCUAAGAAUCAAGUAUAUGUGAUGAGCGGUCGGACGCGGCAAUCACUUGAUGAGCGAUUGGGUGAUAUACCUAAUCUUGGAUUGAGUGCAGAGAACGGUGCAUUUAUUAAACCAAUUGGUGGUGAUUGGGAAAGUCUUAUUUCCGACAUAGACAUAGGAUGGAGGGAGCAGGUCCAGGAGAUCUUCGACUACUUUGCGGAGAGAACUCCUGGAUCAUAUAUAGAAAUGAAGGAUGUAUCUAUUGUAUGGCAUUAUCGUUCCGCCGACAACCAAAGCUAUGGAGCAUGGCAAGCAGCAGAAUGUCAAAAUCACAUAGAAGAUGCACUGGGAACAAUAUAUCCCAUUCAUGCGGUUGCCGGGAAUAAAAAGCUCGAGGUUAUGCCUCGUAAUACCAAUAAAGCGGUUGCCGUCUCCCGUAUUCUUCUUGCCGGUGUGCCUGAUUUUAUUCUUGCAAUUGGUGAUGAUCGUACGGACGAGGACAUGUUCAACUACGUUAAUAAGUUAGAAAACGUCAAGACCACAAUCACAUGUACUGUUGGGUCUAAGAGUAGCGAAGCUAGUUAUUUCAUUAGCGGAGUUAUGGGUGUCGUGACGUGUUUGGACAUUCUCGCUUCUGAAGAGUAG
This is a messenger RNA of Paraglomus brasilianum, 2502 nucleotides long. The record is from the annotation of a GenBank genome assembly. Lineage: Eukaryota; Fungi; Glomeromycota; Glomeromycetes; Paraglomerales; Paraglomeraceae.